GUGUCCCAAGCUGCACCUGAGCCUGGAGAACGGCCAGGUGGUGGCGCAGGCGAUGGAGAGGGUGCCGGUGGAGGGCAGCUGGGCCGAGUACAGCUGCAACCCAGGCUUCCGGCUGGUGGGCAGCGCCCGCAGCAACUGCACCAAGCUGGGGCGCUGGAGCGCCCCCAAGCCCAGCUGCGAGCUUCGUCGCCCCCUCUCAGGGAAGAAGGCCGUCCACGUGGGGGCGCUGUUCCCCAUGAGCGGGGGGUGGCCGGGGGGCCAGGCCUGCCUGCCCGCCGUCCGCAUGGCCCUGGAGGACAUCAACAGCCGCAGAGACAUCCUGCCCGACUACGAACUGCGGCUGAUCCACCACGACAGCAAGUGUGACCCUGGCCAGGCCACCAAGUACCUCUAUGAGCUCCUCUACAACGACCCCAUCAAGAUCAUCCUGAUGCCAGGCUGCAGCAGCGUCUCCACCCUGGUGGCUGAGGCUGCUCGGAUGUGGAACCUCAUCGUGCUGUCCUACGGCUCCAGCUCGCCGGCGCUGUCCAACCGCCAGCGCUUCCCAACCUUCUUCCGCACUCACCCCUCGGCCACGCUGCACAACCCCACGCGGGUGCAGCUCUUCCGCAAGUGGGGCUGGACCAAGAUCGCCACCAUCCAGCAGACCACGGAGGUCUUCACCUCGACCCUGGAUGACCUGGACCAGCGGGUGAGGGAAGCAGGUCUGGAGAUCACCUUCCGCCAGAGCUUCUUCUCCGACCCUGCCGCUCCUGUGCGCAACCUCAAGCGCCAGGACGCCAGGAUCAUCGUGGGGCUCUUCUACGAGACCGAGGCGCGGAAGGUCUUCUGCGAGGUGUACAAGGAGAAGCUGUACGGCAAGAAGUACGUCUGGUUCCUGAUCGGCUGGUACGCCGACAACUGGUUCCGCAUCAAGGACCCUGCCAUCAACUGCACCCAGGCCGAGAUGGCCGAGGCCGUGGAGGGGCACGUCACCACCGAGAUCGUCAUGCUCAACCCCGAGAACACCCGCAGCAUCUCCAACAUGACCUCCCAGGAGUUCAUCGAGAAGCUGCAGAAGAGGCUGGGCAAGAACCCCGAGGAGACAGGAGGCUUCCAGGAGGCUCCCCUGGCCUAUGAUGCCAUCUGGGCCCUGGCCCUGGCCCUCAACAAGACCUCUGCAGAGCUGGCCAAGAAGGGCCUGAGGCUGGAGGACUUCAACUACAACAACAAGAACAUCACCGACGAGAUCUACAGAGCCCUCAACUCCUCGGCCUUUGAGGGGGUCUCGGGCCACGUCGUGUUCGACGCCAGCGGCUCGCGCAUGGCCUGGACCCUCAUCGAGCAGCUGCAGGGAGGGGUCUACAAGAAGAUUGGUUACUAUGACAGCACCAAGGACAACCUCUCCUGGUACAACAACGACAAAUGGAUCGGAGGUGCCCCUCCAGCUGACUACACCAAGGUCAUCACCACCUUCAGAUUCCUCUCCCAGAAGCUCUUCAUCUCUGUCUCGGUGUUGGCUUCCUUGGGCAUCCUCCUGGCCAUCAUCUGCUUGGCCUUCAACAUCUACAACGGCCACGUCCGGUACAUCCAGAACUCCCAACCCUACCUGAACAACAUGACCGCCGUGGGCUGCACCCUGGCCCUGGCUGCUGUCUUCCCCCUGGGCCUGGAUGGGUACCACAUCGGGCCAGGCCUCUUCCCAUUCGUCUGCCAGGCCAGGCUCUGGCUGCUGGGCCUGGGCUUCAGCCUGGCCUACGGCAGCAUGUUCACCAAGAUCUGGUGGGUCCACACCGUCUUCACCAAGAAGGAGGACAAGAAGGAGAAGAGGAAGACUCUGGAGCCUUGGAAGCUCUAUGCCACCGUGGGGCUGCUGGUGGGGCUGGACGUGGUCACCUUAAUCAUCUGGCAGAUCGUGGACCCCCUGCACCGCACCAUCGAGGAGUUCACCAAGGAGGAGCCCAAGACGGACACCGACGUCUCCAUCCUGCCCCAGCUGGAGCACUGCAGCUCCACCAAGAUGAACACCUGGCUGGGGAUCUUCUACGGCUCCAAGGGGCUGCUGCUGCUGCUGGGCAUCUUCCUGGCCUACGAGACCAAGAGCGUCUCCACCGAGAAGAUCAACGACCACCGCGCCGUGGGCAUGGCCAUCUACAACGUGGCAGUGCUGUGCCUGAUCACGGCGCCGGUCACCAUGAUCCUCAGCAGCCAGCAGGACGCCGCCUUCGCCUUCGCCUCCCUGGCCGUCGUCUUCUCCUCCUACAUCACCUUGGUCGUCCUCUUCGUGCCCAAGAUGCGGCGCCUGAUCACGCGUGGGGAGUGGCAGUCGGAGCAGCAGGACACCAUGAAGACAGGAUCCUCCACCAACAACAACGAGGAGGAGAAGUCCAGGCUGCUGGAGAAGGAGAACAGGGAGCUGGAGAAGAUCAUCGCUGAGAAGGAGGAACGAGUCUCGGAGCUGCGCCAGCAGCUGCAGGACCGGCAGCAGCUCCGCUCCCGGCGCCGCUCCUCCAACCCCGCCCGGGACGCCGACAACCACUUCCCGCCGGGGGUGGGCUCCUCCCCGGCCCCCCCGGCUCCUUUCUACCAACCCAACCUGCCCCUGGUGCGCUGCUUGGUCACCGAGCAGGCCGAGAAGCUCGGCAGGGCCAACUGCGACGGCAGCCGAGUGCACCUGCUCUACAAGUGACCCCCGGGGGACCCCCACAGGC
This is a messenger RNA of Dryobates pubescens (Downy woodpecker), 2690 nucleotides long. It is a transcript of the gene GABBR1, whose product is annotated as gamma-aminobutyric acid type B receptor subunit 1. Gene Ontology annotation, biological process: G protein-coupled receptor signaling pathway; gamma-aminobutyric acid signaling pathway. NCBI's taxonomy places the organism in Eukaryota, Metazoa, Chordata, Aves, Piciformes, Picidae. Gene Ontology annotation, molecular function: G protein-coupled GABA receptor activity. The record is from RefSeq and is a predicted model, not a curated record. The transcript has 20 exons. Gene Ontology annotation, cellular component: G protein-coupled receptor heterodimeric complex; membrane. Bases 53 to 2668 code for a protein of 871 amino acids.